Exophiala bonariae is the source of this 1383-nucleotide messenger RNA. RefSeq lists its product as uncharacterized. Gene Ontology annotation, cellular component: nuclear membrane; nuclear envelope. The transcript is spliced from 2 exons. Lineage: Eukaryota; Fungi; Ascomycota; Eurotiomycetes; Chaetothyriales; Herpotrichiellaceae. Gene Ontology annotation, biological process: lipid homeostasis; nuclear envelope organization. The coding region runs from base 1 to 1383 and encodes 460 amino acids. The record is from RefSeq and is a predicted model, not a curated record.
AUGGCCUUCCGUGGCAAUGAGAGUCCCAUGGACUUUGAGUGGCAAGGCCAUGGCCCCGUCGACCCGUCCUCACCAUUCCAUAAACACAUCAUGGAGGCUCAAGCAAAAAAGCGUACUGCGCCCCUCCAAACUUCCAACGAUCGUUCAAGAAUGCUGAACAGUUCAGGGACACAUAAAGAAUUCACUUCUCCCAAGAAGCCAAACUUUCCAUCUCUCCGCGAACCCAACAAUCAGCCCUUCUUCUUUUCAAACACUCCUGUAUCACCCACUGCAACUUCAUCACCGUUCCGCGCUCCCUCAUUCACCACUCCCCGAAAACCAUUCGACAUAGACUUCUCUUCUGGACCAGAAAACUCAUCUCCAAUGGCUCCAACCGACAAUGAAGAAACCCCCGACGCCAAACCCAUCCCAAUCGAGUUUAAAAGCAGUCCCACCAAGUCCCAGACCAAACGCAAUUCACUCUUCGGCGGUCUCUACGGCAGGUUCGCGCAUAGUCCGGGCAGAGGCGAGAUCCGAAAACCGCACAGUGAUGCAAUCGCAAGAAGAAUACAAAAGAAACGAAGGCGCGCACAGGCUUUUGACAAGCAAUUGGUUUUCGGAAAGCGAUCGGACAGCAUGGAAGACGAUAGUGACGAUGACCAGCUCCCGAGCCCGACCGAUUCAAAACAUCCACAACCUCCAGUCCAAGAAGUCGGUUGGAUGGCUGGCUUCUUCACAUUCAUCCACACCUAUCCUGAUGCCCCGUCCAUCAUCGCAAAAUACCUACAAGUGUUCUUCAAUGCCGCCAUUCUGGGUGGCUGUCUGUACAUGUUCUGGUCCUUCUACGCCACCAUCCGUGCCGACGUCGACCGCGCUAGUGAAGAUGCCAUGGCCGAAGUCCUUGCAGAAAUGGCAGCUUGUUCAAAGAACUACAUUGACAACCGAUGUGCCGCUGACACGAGGCUCCCUGCUCUCGAAUCCGUAUGCAGUAAUUGGGAGCUCUGCAUGAAUCGUGAUCCCAGAGCCGUCAAGCGUGCAAGACUCAGUGCUCACACAUUCGCUGAGAUCUUCAACGGCUUCGUUGAACCCAUCAGCUUGAAAACUAUGCUCUUCACCAUAACACUUGUGAUUGUCGGCCUGCUCGUCAACAAUGCAACAUUCACACUCUACAGACGUCAACAGGAGAACUACAGCAAUCCUGGAUACCGACCUCCCUCAGCGACAUACAUGCAGUCUCCCGGCUUCGGCGCCAUUUCCCAGGGACCAGGCUAUGGUCAGCAUCAGCCGUAUAUGGGAUGGCAUGGUGGUGAGACCGGUCAGCAUCAGAUCGAGUAUCAGCGAAGCCCGAGUAAGGAGCAUCGUGCAAGAAGCCGCAGUCCGGAAAAGAAGAGAGUGCAUGCAUGA